AUGGCACUCGCAUCCAUGGCCGGCUCUCAACUCGCCUGGACAGUCCAUUCAUCCAUGGGGGCCCUGGAUCUAUUGGAACUUGCCCGGCCAAAACAGCAAAAGCACCCCGAGCCGAUACAGAGACGACAAGACCACGAUGAGGAGAUUGGCUAUAUCACUCUACAAGUGCUUUACCCCGACGAAGAGUUUGAGAAUCCGCAAGACGAGGAUAAGAGACUCUUACCGACAGCUACCUACCACGAGAACGAUCCCUCCCGAGUAUUCCUGCCCGAGCCCCUGAGGACCAUGACACAUCUACGGCCGAGUGGCAUCGCAAGUCUGCGCCUCGCUCCACGAGUAUUGAUCACCUCGCAGGAACCAGAAAGACUCUCGCCUUCGACGUCCUGGUCUGAAACCGAGCUUGUUCUUCUAUUCGUACCCAUUGAUCCCAGUCCUGGAUCAAGCUCCGUCUCUGAGGUUAGUUGUGCGAUGUUUCCCACGGUUUGGCCUCUGAGCGAGGGUCUCCGCGACAGGGCCAGGGGUACCGAUGGCAUGAUUCUCCGAUUCAUUGGCCCGAUCCGACGACGCGACGCUUCGGGGGCCCUGUCGAUCUACGAUGCGCUGGGGGUGUUCGUCUCGUUCGCUGCGCCAGUGGCUGAAUGCUUGGGUUGGAGAUUACGACGAUCUGGACAAGAGGUCUCCCCUUUCGCGACCGGAAGACAUUUUGAAGCCUCCAAUGUCUACAGAGAAAGGUUUGAAGCACUGGCAAUGGCACCCUUCUCACUCCGAGACCACGACCACAAAGAAGCACAUGGCGGCACAAGUACACCGAGAAAAGAAAACGAAUAUCCUGAUCCGCGAGGCAUCCAUAUCUCGGAUCUUGAGCCACGCUUUCCGACCGUUGACCGACGAGUUCCCAGGGCACCGAAGCCACCCCCUUUCCCGCUCUUGUCGUGCGGCCUUGAUGAUAGAUCUACCAAAUACCGCACAAAGCUUACAGUGUGA
Molecule: messenger RNA, 984 nt
Organism: Fusarium vanettenii 77-13-4
Lineage: Eukaryota; Fungi; Ascomycota; Sordariomycetes; Hypocreales; Nectriaceae
Exons: 7
Coding region: 1-984 (327 amino acids)
Source: RefSeq, a predicted model, not a curated record